UUAUUCUACUUUAGGAAGAAGAAAGAAAAAUAAUCAACGCAAAAUAGAAUUGAGAAAAUAGUUCCAGGUGUCAGCUAUCCAUCACUAGCCUUUUAUUGUGUGUCAGGAAAGCUUUCAGUGUUCAGAAGCAAUAUAUGAGGGAAGUGAGAAAGCAAAAGACAUCACCCUUCGCACCAUUCACCCUCAAUCUCUCUCUAAAGGUUGAAGCUUUGUCCUUUUUAAUCCCAACCCAUUUCCCUCAGGGAAAGUUACUAACGUUUCUCGCCGGAAAGUCGCCGACUUGGGUCGCUGGAGAGUUGACUCCAUGGACGUUGACUCGUGGGCCUCCAGAGUUCAUGCUGCUAAGAGCCUCUCUGCUGUUCAUGCUGCUCGGAUGCACUAUGAAAAUCAUUUUGUGUUGGACGAUUCUGAAGGAGAUGAUGAUUCAAAAUCUUGUUUUCCAUGCCCUUUCUGUUAUGUGGACAUUGAGGUCUCGAUGCUCUGCAAUCACUUGGAGGAAGAGCACUGCUUUGACUUCAAAAAUGCUGUCUGUCCUUUGUGCGCGGCAAAUCUAGGGAAAGAUGUCAUUGGACAUUUUAUGGUGCAGCACGCAAGCUCCUUCAAGCACAGGAGAAGAUCUAAAAAAUCUGGUCAAUGGACUGGUAGUUCAGCAAUGAAAGCACUGCUGAAGAAUGGAAGAGGAUAUGCACCUGAAUCUGCACCUGAUCCUCUCCUCUCACCUUUCAUCUGCAAUGUAUCAUUUUCAGACCCUAAUGGUAUUCAACAAGCUGUUUGUUCAGACAUCAAUGUCGCUAUCAUUUCUGAUACGAGAAGUGCUGAGCCAUCUCUGCCAGAGGAAGGGUGUGAAAAGGAUAAUGAAGAGAGAAGGCAAAGGGCAACAUUUGUGCAGCAAUUGAUUGCAUCAACCAUAUUCUCAGAUCUAUGAAUUGUUCCGAGCUAGACCUAAACUGGAAGAUGCAGGAUAUUGAUCAUCUCAUCAGUCACCUAGGAUAAUGCUGUAUCAGUGUCAUUAGGCAAUGAAUCUACCAAGUGGAGCGAGGUUUAGGAAGUCAGUCUAUAUUGGGGUAUUUACAGAGAGUUGUUGCAUAGUUAGACAGUCCUUGUCUGCAAUGAGACUAUACAAGUUUGUAUACCAUAUGUCCUCUAUGGCUAUUUAUAUAUG
Messenger RNA from Argentina anserina (silverweed cinquefoil), 1162 nucleotides. Its product is annotated as protein DEHYDRATION-INDUCED 19 homolog 5-like. The transcript has 5 exons. Bases 305 to 925 code for a protein of 206 amino acids. Lineage: Eukaryota; Viridiplantae; Streptophyta; Magnoliopsida; Rosales; Rosaceae. The record is from RefSeq and is a predicted model, not a curated record.